Plasmodium vivax (malaria parasite P. vivax) is the source of this 2604-nucleotide messenger RNA. RefSeq lists its product as hypothetical. Gene Ontology annotation, biological process: mitotic DNA replication checkpoint signaling. Gene Ontology annotation, molecular function: DNA replication origin binding; ATP hydrolysis activity. The record is from RefSeq and is a predicted model, not a curated record. Gene Ontology annotation, cellular component: nucleus. The transcript has a single exon. Bases 1 to 2604 code for a protein of 867 amino acids. Lineage: Eukaryota; Apicomplexa; Aconoidasida; Haemosporida; Plasmodiidae.
AUGAAAGCCCCCAAUUGCACUUCCCCAAACCUGAGCAACACCGAGGAGGGAAACAAAAGCAAAGCCAAGAGCGGCGCCAAAUGGAGCGAUGCAAAGGAAAAGGAACAAAAAAAGACCACCACCCUGGUGAAAACGCGCAAAGAAGAAGCAAACACAAAACAAACGAAUAAAAAAAAGACGAACCCAAAUGGAAUAACGAAAGGGGAAGAAAACUCCAUAGACGCCAACAAAGUAGAAGAGAAUAUAAAAAAAAUUGAAAAAUCGAUGAACAAAUUAGAAGAGAUAGAAAAGAAAAUCGUCGAGGAUAUUAACGAGUGUAACAAGUACAUCGAAGUUUAUGAAAAAGCCAAGACCCUUUUAGACUCCAAAGAUUUUGACAGCGAUGUAGGUAGAGAAGAAGAAAUUGAAGAAAUCAAAAAAAUACUUAAAAGGUGCUCCAAAAAUGUAGACGGCGAAGGUAUAUUUCUGACGGGUCCCAGUGGCCAGGGAAAAACAUACAGCAUAUUUUACAUCAUUAAGGAGAUAGAAAAGGAGAAGGAAAGGGAGCAGCGGGCGGAAGAUAAAAAAAAGAAGAAAGAAAAUACAGCCAUAGAGAAUUACAAAAACAUCGACGCGUCCUACUUUUACGUUUCCUGCUCGAAUAGCCAAAAACCAUAUGACAUCUUCGUAGACAUCCUACAACAGAUAAUAAAGAAAGACAAAAAGUCCAUUCUUAGUACCGUCAAGCAGAAGUAUAACCUAAAUGGCCUGGAGGAGGUGAAGAAGGUCUUCAUUAAUUAUACCAGCAAAUUGAGCAAUUUAAAAAUCGUCAUUGUGGACGAGCUAGAUUUUAUUGCAACGAAAAAUGUGCGAGUGGAAUUAAAAACGAAAAGUGUUAACAAAAGCUCCAAUGAAGACGUAGUGAAAAAUCUCUUCGAAUGCGUCCAAACGGCGAAGAGUAAAAUAAUACUUGUUGGAAUUGCCAACAGCUUGGAUUUAAUAAAAGACUAUACGCACAUGAAAAUUAACCAAAUUAUCUACAAACCGUAUAAUGAAAAGCAAUUCAUGAGCAUUGUGCGAAAUAAGUUAAACACCCUGGAGGAAGAAUUCGUCACCAAGAUUUUCAAAGGAGUGUCCCUAAAUAUACACGUUAGGCAAAUUUCUAACCGAAAUGGGGAUAUCAGAUCCUGCUUCGAUGCCAUCUUGAGAGUCUUCUCGGAUAAAAAAUCCGACCUCGAUGAGAGAAAAAAAAAUCUUAUCAAAUUGAAGGAAGAAGUUAUGAUGAAUAAAAUAUUCAGUAGGCAGGAGAAGAGGAACCUCUUUCUGCUCCUCGCCGAUCGGGAGGAGGACCACUCGACGGAUGCGAUGGACGGGGAGGAAAGCCAACACAGCGAAAGUGAACAGCCCGAUGGGGAGGCGAACCGAAAAGGGAAGCGAAAGGCGACACACGGGAGGGAAGACCAGGCAAACGAAGGGGUCACUAAUGUAGGGACGAAUCAGCCAAACAGUCCUCCCCGCGAGAACGGCCAAACGCACAGAACAACUAAAAAGCAAAAGGUAGAAGAGAAAAAUACCCCCAAUUCGAAGGACCAACCAGAGGACAACUUCUUCCUGGAGCAGAAUGUAACCCCUCUGCCAAGCCGUCGCGACUUUGAGCUAGCCAACAAAUUCAGCGAUAAGGCAAAAAAUCUAAAAUUCACAGACCAGAAAAAUGAGUUCUCCAUCGGAUACGAAACGCUAAAGAAGGAGGUCAUCAAAAUACAAAACAACAACGAAACGUUAAGUGAAAUUCUGAUAAGGAAAAAUUUCAACGCAAAUGAUAACGCCUCUUUUUACAACCUCAGUCAGUGCACACCCAAGCGGUGUUAUGAAAGCCCCUUCAAGGUGCUAUACAAAAAUGACAUAGAUAGCGAAAUGCCCCAUUUUAAAGAUAAAAAGGAGGUACUAAAAAAUAUAAAUAUGGAAAAACUACACUCAUUUGAUACAAUCGUUGAUAAUCAAAUAAAAAGCAUCGAAAAGAAGUACCACGAUUUUGCCGAAACGGCAAAUAAUAACACUGUAAUGAUCUCGGACAUAAAAAAAAUAACCGACAAAAUCCCGUUAGAGGAACAUAAAGAUAUUCUUUUCAAAAUUAAGAGCCUCCCUUUAAUUCAAAAAAUUUACCUCUACGCUUCGUGCAAUGUCGUGAAUGAUGCUCAUUUAAAUUCGGACGAUGAGGAAGGCGACUCUGAGGAAAAGAAACAGAGUCCAAUUCAGUUCAUCGAAAUUACCUACGCGGAUAUACAACGAGGGUUUAGAAGCCUCUGCAGCAAUCUUUCGGAGACCUCCUACAUAAGGGACAUACUCGAGGGAAACACUAUUGAUCAGGCCAUCGAACAUUUUGAAGAACUUGGCAUUCUAACUAAUUGCAAAAAGAACCAAAAAAUGAAGGAAAGAAAAAGCUGCGUAAAAGUCCCCAAAGGGUUAACCCCCAGAUUUGCAAACAUGAAAAACAACAAAAACUUUUCAUCGCAGAAUAAGAUGAACACCGUCUACUACUUCAACCUCCCCGUGUGUGUAAUUAAGCAGACGCUCAAGGAAAUCUCCUCCAUCCUUUCGAGCUUUGACCGCAGUGGCCAGUUCUGA